CCCCCUAACUCCAUUGGAGACCAAGUUCCCCUUCCAGCCUGGCCACAGUCUCACCCCCAGGGCUUCCUGUUGGGGUGUCCUAGGCCCCACCCCAGAGCUGGGCACUUCCCUCCCUGACACAGGGACCUGGACCCACUCUGCCCUGCCAGUGGCAGACAUGGUGCCCCUGCUGCUGCUGCCCCUGCUGUGGGGGGGGUCCCUGCAGCAGCAGCAGCCAGACUAUGAGCUCCAAGUGCAGAAAUCGGUGACGGUGCAGGAGGGUCUGUGUGUCCACGUGCCCUGCUCCUUCUCCUACCCGUGGAGUUCAUGGUCUUUCUCUCCUAAAGUCUACACCUACUGGUACCGGGACGGGGACAAAAUAAACCGUAAUGUUCCUGUGGCCUCGAGCAACCCAGCUGAUCCAGUGAAGAGCGAGACCCAAGGUCGCUUCCUCCUCGCAGACCCCACGACCAACAACUGUUCCCUGCAAAUCAGAGACGCCAGGAGGAGUGACUCAGGACGCUACUUCUUCCGAGUGGAGAGAGGAAAUUCUGUGAGAUAUAGUUACCAAAAGAAGAUGCUGGGUUUGCAGGUGACAGCCCUGACAGAGAAACCCCACAUCCGUGUACGGGAGCCUCUGGUGUCUGGCCGCCCCACACAGCUGGCCUGCAGCCUGCCAGGGGCCUGUGAAGGGGAAGGACCUCUCACCUUCUCCUGGGUGGGAGCCGCUGUGGACUCGCUGAACCCCCAGACCCUCCGCUCCUCGGUGCUCACCUUCACCCCGAGGCCCCCGGAUCAUGGCACCAACCUCACCUGUCAGGUCCAAGUCCAAGGAUCUUUGGGGGCUACACAGAGAACCAUCCGGCUCAAUGUCUCCUAUGCCCCAGGGAACCUCACCAUAGGCGUCUCGUUCAGAAAGGACCCAGUCUUUAAGAAUCUGCAAACCACAUCCCUUUCCAUCCUGGAGGGAGAGGCCCUGAGGCUGCGCUGUGAGGCUGACAGCAACCCCCCUGCCGAGCUGAGCUGGUUCCGGGGGUCCCCAGGCCUGAAUGCCACCCCUCUCUCCAGCACCGCGAUCCUGGAGCUGCCUCGCGUGGGGCCUGCACAGGAAGGAGAGGUCACCUGCCAUGCCCGGCACCCACUGGGCUCCCACAGCGUCUCUCUCAGCCUCUCCGUGGCCUGCAGCCCUCACUCCAGCAGAUGUGUGACCGAGGAGCAGCAGGGGUCCUGGCCCCUGGUCUUCACCCUGAUCAGAGGGGCCCUCAUGGGGGCUGGCUUCCUCCUCACCUACGUCCUCACCUGGCUCUACUACACCAGGUGUGGAGGCCCCCGGAGCAGGAGGCAGAGCUCCUGAUGGAUCCUCCUUCCUCUCAGGAUGGGACUGAGGUGCGGACACCAGGCGAGAGGGACCUUCCUGGGGCGUCAACGUCACCUUCUCCCUGGAAGCUCUUGAC
Messenger RNA from Myotis daubentonii (Daubenton's bat), 1433 nucleotides. Its product is annotated as sialic acid-binding Ig-like lectin 14. The record is from RefSeq and is a predicted model, not a curated record. The transcript is spliced from 7 exons. Gene Ontology annotation, cellular component: plasma membrane. Lineage: Eukaryota; Metazoa; Chordata; Mammalia; Chiroptera; Vespertilionidae. Gene Ontology annotation, molecular function: sialic acid binding. Gene Ontology annotation, biological process: cell adhesion. The coding region runs from base 158 to 1333 and encodes 391 amino acids.